Messenger RNA from Leptinotarsa decemlineata (Colorado potato beetle), 2062 nucleotides. It is a transcript of the gene dnc, whose product is annotated as phosphodiesterase dunce. The record is from RefSeq and is a predicted model, not a curated record. Gene Ontology annotation, molecular function: 3',5'-cyclic-nucleotide phosphodiesterase activity. Gene Ontology annotation, biological process: signal transduction. NCBI's taxonomy places the organism in Eukaryota, Metazoa, Arthropoda, Insecta, Coleoptera, Chrysomelidae.
AGAAGUGUUACUUAGUACAGUUUGUGAUAAGCACUCAGUUGUCACGAGUGCCUUGCCAACUUGAUCGUAAUUCUUAUUGGACAUUUUUUUCUUAAUCAGUUGUCGUCAGUGACCAAGUGUUUUGAGCUGUUUUUGAUUUAACAAUAUGCUUACUUCGGAUGACAGUCCGAGUGCCCAGAGGGUUCUGAAAAGGGCAUAUUCUCACCAACCUGAGAUCGGAAGGAUUCCUCCCGAUUCUGAUAAACUUUUUGAUUGUGUGCCUUGGGUUAAUAUAAUGGCUGAUAUUGCUGUUACUGCAGCUAUUGCAGAGCUGAAGUUCAAACGUAUGCUGAACAAGGAACUAUCUCACUUUUCGGAAUCAAGCAAAUCUGGAAACCAAAUAUCGGAAUAUAUUUGUUCUACUUUUCUCGAUAAACAACAGGAACUGGACAUCCCCUCCAUCCGCGAUGAAAUCGCAGAGCCCCAAAAGGGAACCCAGCCCAAAGAACGGCCAAAAGGUUCCCACUCUACCAUGUCGCAAAUAUCAGGCGUGAACCGAAGAUCCUUGUGCCACACCAACUCCUUUACCGGGGAGAAACUUCCGAAGUACGGCGUGGAGACUCCCUUCGAGAACGAGUUGAAGAGCAGUUUACUGGUUAUAGACCACUGGGGUAUCGAUAUAUUCAAAAUCGGUGAAUUGAGCAACGGCAGACCGCUAACCUGCGUAGCUUACACUACCUUCUGCAAUAGGGACCUCCUCAAGGCGAUGGGCAUACCACCCAAAGUAUUCAUUACCUUCAUGAUGACUUUGGAGGAUCACUACGUCAAGGAGAAUCCUUUUCAUAACUCCCUUCACGCCGCCGAUGUAACCCAGAGCACGCACGUGCUACUCAACACUCCCGCUUUGGAGAACGUCUUCACCCCCCUAGAAGUGACCGCGGCGUUGUUUGCAGCCUGUGUGCACGACGUCGAUCAUCCAGGGCUCACCAACCAGUUCCUCAUCAACUCCAGUUCGGAGUUAGCAAUCAUGUAUAACGACGAGAGCGUCCUGGAGAAUCAUCACUUGGCAGUGGCGUUCAAACUUCUAUCCAACGAUGGCUGCGAUAUCUUCUGCAACCUGACCAAGAAGCAAAGACAAACAUUGAGGAAGAUGGUGAUAGACAUGGUUCUGAGUACUGACAUGUCGAAGCAUAUGAGUCUACUCGCAGAUCUGAAGACCAUGGUGGAAACCAAGAAGGUCGCUGGUUCAGGAGUUCUGUUGCUAGACAACUACACUGAUCGAAUCCAAGUAUUAGAGAAUCUCGUGCACUGCGCAGAUCUGAGCAAUCCCACCAAGCCGCUGGCACUGUACAAGCGGUGGGUGGACCUUCUGAUGGAGGAGUUCUUCCAGCAAGGUGACAAAGAGAGAGAGGCCAAAAUGGACAUAAGUCCCAUGUGCGACCGCCACUCAGCUACCAUAGAGAAGACCCAAGUGGGAUUCAUCGAUUACAUCGUCCAUCCCCUAUGGGAAACAUGGGCCGAUCUAGUACACCCCGAUGCCCAAGAUAUAUUAGACACUCUCGAGGAGAACCGCGACUGGUACCAAAGCGCUAUCCCCCCUAGCCCGCCCCCAGAUGAUGUUCCCGACCCUCAACGUCCCGGAAUUCGCUUUCAAGUCACUCUGGAGGAAGGCGAAGCUGAGUGCGAGGCGGAAGCUCCGAUGUGACGGAGGCUGGCCGGCCUCUGUAGGAAGCUGACCGAGAAGGUUCAGCUAUGGUGGCGCGUUCGGCAGUAGGCGCUGGCGUCCUGCCCUCAUGUGUCACUCCGCGCUGGCGCGGGUGUGUUAUGUUUGCAUCGCUUGACUGAAUUUCCGGGCUGAGGUACAGCCUGUCCCCGCAGUUCCUGGGAGUGUACUUUUCGAUUUGGAUUUCACUUUUUGGCCUUCCCACGACCCUUCGUCACGCCUUACUUAGGAAGACACCACCCCUACUAACUGAACAUCUGUAUAUAGCUCAUAAUAUUGGUGUAAUACUCAGCCCCGUGUAUGUAUAGGUACUAUGUGUCAUGUCAGCUAUGUUACAUAAGUAAAGCUCUCUCAAUUUUA